Lactuca virosa is the source of this 1825-nucleotide messenger RNA. Lineage: Eukaryota; Viridiplantae; Streptophyta; Magnoliopsida; Asterales; Asteraceae. The record is from the annotation of a GenBank genome assembly.
ACCAGUACGCACUUUACGGCCACCGCGGACCAAAUAUGUCCGUCUUCUUCCUCUCUGCUCCACCUUCGAUAUCCGCUUCCCUCAUAACAUCCCGCUCUACCACAACCGUCACCUCCUCUUCCUCUGUUCAAAUCCUCCCGCUACCACUCUCGCAGCCACCUCCAUCGACAUUAUCUGGUCGAUUAUCUUCAAAUUCUUUGCUUUCAAACCCCCAAACCACUCCAAUCUCAUCGUCAGGAUGUUCUCUUAACUGUCCUCACUUCGACUCGUGUUCAGGCUGUACUCACGAGGAUAAUCUCCAUCGUCCUGUUAUUUUAGAAGAAGCUACUACCUUCUUCAAGAAACUUGGUGUCUCCGAUUUCACUUUUGAUACUUGUAGGCUGUGGGGAUGGAGGUGUCGUGCUAAACUUGCCAUACGGGGUUCAUGGUCUGAUCCUCUGAUUGGUCUCUAUCAAGAGGGCACACACAACGUAGUGGAUAUUCCUGACUGCAAAGCCCAUCAUCCAAGCAUAAAUGCUGCUGUGGAGCUUCUGAGAAAAGGUAUAAAGAUUCUGAACAUUGAUCCUUAUGAUGAAGAUGAACGAACUGGUUAUUUGAGAUAUGUUCAGAUGGCUGUCACUACAUACAACACAUCUCUCCCUGCUUCUGAGAGAUAUAGAAGUGGUAGAGUACAAGUUUCUAUUGUUUGGAACUCACGUAGUGAAACUUCACCAAGUUUUGAAAAGUUGAAUGACUUAGCUACUUUCAUGUGGAGAAAUGGGGGGCCAAACAGCAAAGUUCAUUUAAUUCAUUCUGUUUGGGCAAACUUCCAAACAUCCACCAACAAUGUAAUUUUUGGAAAUAGGUGGAGGCAUCUAUUAGGAGAAAGAGAUUUCUGGGAGCAUGUUGGAGGAAUUGAUGUCUAUUUGGCUCCAUCAAGCUUUGGCCAAGCAAAUACAAGGGCUUUUGAUUCUUUGCUUCAAAAACUACAUAAAUAUGUCCCUCUUGGUGCAUCUGUUACUGACCUAUAUGCUGGAGCUGGAGUCAUUGGAUUGUCACUGGCUUCUGCAAGAAAAUGCAGGAAAGAAGUGUUCAUAUGUUGCUCUGAUUGUUUUGAAGUUUCAUUCAUUUCAUCAACUAAAAUUUUCAAUCUUAACAUUUUCAGAUCAGUUAGAUGUGUGGAGAUCAAUAAGGAAUCCAAGCUGGCUUUUGAGAAGACAAUCGACCGAUUACCAAGCUCCAUUGACAGCAGCAUUAGCUGGCAUCUUGCUGACACUUCAGUUGAACCACUUUCUUGGCUUGUGGGAUCAGAAGUUCUUGUGGUUGACCCUCCUAGAAAGGGACUUGACCCAUCUUUGAUUAGUGCUUUACAGGCGAUUAGAUCAGCAGAACGUAAAGCCAUGACACUUGAAAGUCCAACAUUCAAGGCAAAAGAUGAAAAAAGACCUUGGAUUUUAAGAGCAAGAGAAGAUUCAAUUGAAAUUCCAAGUAGAACCACACAAGAAGAAAGUCGGUCUUUACCUCAAACUCUUAUAUACAUAAGCUGUGGUUGGGAAAGCUUCAAAGAUAAUUGCAUGGCGUUAUUGUCAAGUAAGGCCUGGCAUUUGAGUAAAGCCCAUGGUUUCAAUUUCUUCCCCGGUACCCAGAGCAUUGAAAUUUUGGCUGUAUUUAAACGAGGAGCUGGAGCAAGUGUGAAGAAAAAGAAAUCUGGGAAGAAGAAGAAGAAGAAAAAUAAACCCUCCGUUUCCUUGUAAACAUUAAUUCAUUUCAUUAUCAUUAGAUAUAAACUUAUUAUGUAUGUGUAUGACCGACUAAACAAUGCAUUUUUUUUUUCUAAUGUUUUAUA